Messenger RNA from Prosopis cineraria, 2872 nucleotides. Its product is annotated as G-type lectin S-receptor-like serine/threonine-protein kinase SD2-5. Lineage: Eukaryota; Viridiplantae; Streptophyta; Magnoliopsida; Fabales; Fabaceae. Gene Ontology annotation, molecular function: ATP binding; protein serine/threonine kinase activity. Bases 158 to 2563 code for a protein of 801 amino acids. The transcript has 2 exons. Gene Ontology annotation, biological process: protein phosphorylation. The record is from RefSeq and is a predicted model, not a curated record.
GGUUAUAGCAAGAACGGGAGGGAGCACGCACAGUCCUACACCACAAAGGGGAAGAUGGGAACUUCUUCCUCAUUCCUCACGUAAAGUUACAUAGAACUCUUCAUUCUCUGCAAGUUUCUCGCCUCCAUUUCCCCUUCUUCCUUCGUGUUAGAGAAACAUGAACUUAUACAGAUGUGGAACCUUGUUUAUCUGUGUGUUUUUUCUGAUGAGACUGUGUUCGGCGGACCAUCAACAACACAUAAGCCAGAUUUAUCCCGGAUUCGAGGCAUCUCAGCUGGACUGGAAUGACCACAGUGGAUUGUUCUUACUAUCCAACAACUCAGUUUUCGCGUUUGGAUUUUUCGGUACCCUCGACGUUUCCUUGUUUGUUUUAGUUGUCAUUCACUUGAAAAGCUAUAAAGUGGUUUGGACUGCUAACAGAGGCUUACUGGUAAGAAACUCUGAUAAAUUUGUGUUUGACAAUACUGGGAAUGCAUAUUUGGAAAAAGGGGGUGGUGUGGUUUGGGCAACAAACACAACAGGUCGUAAAGUCAGAGCUAUGGAACUGAAAGAUUCAGGUAAUUUGGUAUUGAUUGGUGAAGAUGGAAGAGUUAUUUGGCAGAGUUUUAGCCAUCCUACUGAUACCCUAUUGCCUGGUCAACUUUUUGUUGAAGGAAUGAGUCUCAAAAGCUUCCCUCGUAAUAACUUAUUUAGUUAUCUGACCUUUAUGUCUGGUGACUUGGUUCUGUGUGCUGGAUAUGAACCUCAUCAGAUUUAUUGGUCCCUUUCAAGUGAAAGCAAUGUCAGUAAGGGGGUUCAUUUCCAUUCUGCUUCUUUGGUUUCAAAUUCUUGGAAUUUUUAUGACAAAGGUGGAGAUUUAAAAUGGCAAUCUAUCUUCUCUGAUAAAUCUGAUCCUCAGGCGAUGUGGGCGGGUAUAUUAGAUCCUAAUGGUGCAAUCUCUUUUUAUGAUCUUAACAAGGGAAAAUCUGUUACCCCUGAAGCAACUAGAAUACCACAAGAUCCUUGUGGCAUUGCUGGGCCAUGUGAUCCUUAUUAUGUUUGCUUCUUUGAGAACUGGUGUGAAUGUCCUGCACUUCUCAAAUCUCGUUUCAAUUGCAAGCCUCCAAUCACCACGUCGUGUUCUCAAACCCGAGAAGACCUUCUAUAUGUCGGUGAAAAGCUCGAUUACCUUGUCCUCAAGUAUGUUCAACCAGUUUCUAAAUCAACCCUGAGCGCUUGCAAAGAAGGUUGCUUAAGAAACUGCUCUUGCCUUGUGCUUUUCUUUGACAACAGUACUGGAAAGUGCUACCAUUUUGAUCAGACAGGAAGCUUCCAACGCUCUAAGGCAAAUUCUGGAGGCUAUGUUUCAUUUAUGAAGAUCUCUAUUGAAGAUGGAUAUGGAAGAAAAGGAAAGAAUCCAACUCUAUUGGUCGCUGUUGUAGUUAGUUUCACAAUUCUGGUAAUUAUUGGACUAGUGCUGGGGUUCUGGCACUACACCAAAAAUAAGCAUCUCUUGAAGGAUUCUCUAGAAACGUUAGAGGAGGAGGAUUUCUUGGACAGUCUUCAUGGUAUGCCAACUCGUUUUAGUUAUAGUACUCUAAGUAAAGCCACCAAGAAUUUCUCUACAAAAAUUGGUGAAGGAGGGUUUGGCUCAGUUUACCUAGGAGUGCUUGAAGAUAGAUCUCAAUUGGCUGUGAAGAAACUGGAAGGACUAGGACAAGGAGCCAAAGAGUUCAAAGCUGAAGUUUCCAGCAUUGGAAGUAUUCACCAUGUUCAUCUGGUGAAGCUGAAGGGCUUCUGUGCCGAAGGCCCUCAUCGCCUUCUUGUGUAUGAAUACAUGGCAAGAGGUUCUCUGAACAGAUGGAUCUUUAAAAGCCAUGAAAAUGCUUUCUUACUGAAUUGGAAUACCAGAUUCAACAUUGCAUUAGGUACAGCAAGGGGACUGGCCUAUCUUCAUGAGGAGUGUGAGGUGAAGAUCAUACACUGUGAUAUCAAACCAGAGAAUGUCCUUCUUGAUGAAAACUUCACAGCUAAAGUUUCAGACUUCGGUUUGGCUAAGCUCAUGAGCCGUGAACAAAGCCAUGUCUUCACAACACUAAGGGGAACAAGAGGGUAUCUAGCACCAGAAUGGAUCACCAACUAUGCAAUUUCGGAAAAGAGUGACGUGUACAGCUACGGGAUGGUCCUGCUUGAGAUUAUUGGAGGAAGGAGGAAUUAUGAUCAAUGGGAAGGCUCAGAGAAAGCUCAUUUUCCUUCUUACGCCUUCAGGAUGAUGGACGAAAGAAAACUCAAGCAAGUUCUUGAUCCAAUGAUUGACAUUGAUGAGAAUGAUGAAAGAGCUUCCACUGCAGUGAAAGUUGCUCUAUGGUGCAUACAAGAUGACAUGAGUUUAAGGCCUCCCAUGACCAAGGUUGUUCAAAUGCUUGAAGGUGUUAUCCCUGUACCUGAGCCCCCAUCAUUAUCCACUUCAAGUUCUUAUUCAUCAUUCCUAAAAAUGGGUAGUGAACAAGCUUCUUCAUCCACACAGGCCUCCUUUUACGGUAAUGUACCCCUAUCUUGUGUUCAGUUGUCAGGACCCAGAUGAAAAAACGUGGUCAUUACUCAUUAACUAUAAACAUGUACUCAAUGUUGCUGUACAAGAAUAUAAGAAGGUUUGCAUGCGCUUCAAGCCUAUGUGGUGAUAGAUUUUUUUUUCUUUUAUAUUGGCACAAGCAAAUAAUAGAAAAGAGAUAAGCUGGUUCAAUUCAAAUUUUAGAUCUUUGUGAUAGAGUUUCAGGUAAAAAAGAUUUGAGUGAAAUGGGAAAUUAGUUUAAAAGUACCAGUAACUUCAGUAGUCGUCGGAGUCGCUAUAUUGGACGAAUGGUGGAUGAAUAAUGACAAUAUUUAUCAUCAA